AUGUCUUUCCUUCAUAAUCAUUCUUGCGAGUGCGUUAAGUCAGAAUUGGAUUUGUUUGCACUACCGUCUACACAAACUAGCAUUGAAAAUGGAUUGUGGAUUCAUUAUAAACCAAUUUCAUCUCUUGGUGAUGAUGGACCUAUCGAGUUUCAAGUUCCUGGGACCGGCGAUGACUACAUAGAUUUGUCUCAUACAUUACUCCACAUAAAGGCAAAAGUAUUAAAUCAAGAUUCAACUAACUUGGUAUCUACUACAAUAGUAGCACCUGUAAAUAAUUGGCUGCAUUCACUUUUUAGUCAACUUGAUGUUUAUUUAAACCAAAAACUUGUAUCACCACCUAAUAAUACCUAUGCAUAUCGAGCAUACAUGGACACCCUUUUAAACUAUGCCCCUGCUGCUAAACAAUCUCAUCUUACUUGUAGUCUUUGGUAUGAGGAUACAGCAGGAAAAAUGGAUUCUACAGAUGGUAAAAACAUAGGAUUUGUUAAAAGACAGGAAUUGAUUAGUGAAAGUAAGGAAAUAGAAAUGAUUGGUCAUCUUCACGGUGACAUUUUUAACCAAGAUAAAUUUUUAAUUAAUGGUGUUGAAAUGAGUGUUAAAUUGGUUCGAUCAAGAGAGAGUUUUAAUUUAAUUGUUGGGUCAAACGAUGUAAAGUUUAAAGUUUGCAUUACGGACGCAACUCUUAUUGUUCGACGAGCACGAAUUAAUCCAAGUGUAUUACUCGCACAUCAAAAAGUUUUAGCUUCUACCACUGCUAAAUAUCCUAUUACUCGAGCUGAAGUAAAAGUUUUAACAAUUCCUUCGGGUGUUCAAGGAAAAACUCUUGAUAAUAUAUUUUUAGGACAGGUACCGAAAAGAUGUAUAAUUGGAUUUGUGAACAAUUCUGCAUUUAAUGGUUCCCUUACUAAAAAUCCAUUUAACUUUGAAAACUAUGGUAUUAAUUCUUUCAGCUUGUAUAUUGAUGGUCAACAAAUACCUUCAAAAGCUUUGCAACCAUCUUUUAAUAAUAGCAUAUUUACAUCAGCAUAUCAUACUCUAUUCUCGGGAACUGGUAUUCACUUUCUUAAUGAAGGAAAUGGAAUCUCUUGUGAACAGUAUGGCAAAGGUUACUGUCUAUUAGCAUUUGACUUAACUCCUGAUUUAUCAGCUAACUCAUCAACUCAUUGGAAUCUCAUAAAGCAUGGUAGUGUAAGAACAGAAGUACGAUUUGAAUCCUCAUUAAUACAAACAAUUAACUGUAUAGUUUAUGCUGAGUUUGAUAAUAUUAUUGAGAUAGAUAAAAACAGAAAUGUUACUGUAGACUAUAGUAGUUAA
This is a messenger RNA of Parnassius mnemosyne (clouded apollo), 1314 nucleotides long. The record is from the annotation of a GenBank genome assembly. NCBI's taxonomy places the organism in Eukaryota, Metazoa, Arthropoda, Insecta, Lepidoptera, Papilionidae.